CUCUUGUUUCCGCCAUCAUUUGCUUCUGUCUGUAGGUUCCCACAAUCCUCUGCGCUCCAAAAUAGUUGCCAGUCAUUGUGCGGAUCAAAAGUAAAACAACAUGAAGGAGACAUCGUCCAAGCGGCGGGAGAAAGCGGGAGGCCGGGACAAGGACUCCAAAGCCGAGAAGGCGAAGGAGCCUGGGCCGGAGCCGCAGGACGUGGAGAUGCCGGAGGAGGAAGCGGCUAACGCGGUUAAGCAGCCCAAAGAGCUGGACAGCCUGACCCUGGACGACAUUAAGGAGCAUGUGAAGCAGAUAGAGAAGGCGGUGUCGGGGAAGGAGCCUCGGUUCGUCCUCCGAGCUCUGCGAGCGUUGCCGUCCACCAGCCGCCGCCUCAACACCAACGUGCUUCACAAAGCCAUCUGUGGCUUCUUCACCAACAACGCCACCACCCGAGAGUUCCUGCUCGGCUUCCUGGAGGAGCCAAUGGAGAUGGCGGACGGAGACGUCCAGUUUCGCCCGAGGACGGGGAAAGCGGCGGCGGCUCCUCUGCUGCCGGAGGUGGAAGCUUACCUGCAGCUGCUGCUGGUGGUUCACCUGACCAACAACAAGAGAUACACCGAGGCUCAGAAAGUGUCGGAUGAUCUGCUGCAGAAGAUCGGCUCGAAGAACCGCAGAGCUCUGGAUCUCGUCGCAGCUAAAUGUUACUAUUACCACGCCAGAGUGUAUGAGUUCCUGAACCAGUUUGACACUAUCCGCAGUUUCCUCCACACUCGCCUGCGGACGGCGACUCUGCGUCACGACGCCGACGGUCAGGCCGUGCUGCUGAACCUUCUGCUGAGGAACUACCUGCACUUCAACCUGUACGACCAGGCCGAGAAGCUGGUGUCCAAGUCCGUGUUUCCCGAACUGGCCAACAACAACGAGUGGGCCAGGUACCUCUACUACACAGGUCGUAUCAAGGCCAUCCAGUUGGAGUAUUCUGAGGCUCGCAGGACUCUGACCAACGCUCUGAGGAAAGCUCCACAACACACUGCUGUGGGCUUCAAACAGACGGUUCACAAGCUGCUGAUCGUGGUGGAGUUGUUGUUGGGAGAGAUUCCUGACAGACUUCAGUUCAGACAGCCGUCACUUAAACGCUCCCUGAUGCCGUACUUCCUGCUCACACAAGCCGUGAGGACGGGUAACCUGGCCAAGUUCAACCAGGUGUUGGAGCAGUUCGGAGAAAAGUUUCAGACCGACGGGACGUACACGCUCAUCAUCCGCCUCAGACACAAUGUCAUCAAGACCGGUGUGCGUAUGAUCAGCCUGUCGUACUCUCGUAUCUCUCUGGCCGACAUCGCCCUGAAGCUGCAGCUCGACAGUCCAGAGGACGCGGAGUUCAUCGUUGCUAAGGCCAUCCGUGACGGCGUGAUCGAGGCCAGCAUCAACCACGAGAAGGGCUUCGUCCAAUCAAAGGAGACCAUGGACAUCUACGGGACCAGAGAGCCCCAGCUGGCCUUCCACCAGAGAAUCUCCUUCUGCCUGGACAUCCACAACAUGUCUGUGAAGGCCAUGAGGUUUCCACCUAAAGCUUACAACAAGGACCUGGAGUCAGCAGAGGAGCGUCGGGAGCGCGAGCAGCAGGAUCUAGAGUUCGCUAAAGAAAUGGCCGAAGAUGACGACGACAGCUUCCCAUGAGCCUCUCCGCUGACUUCCUGUGCAGACAGGAAGUGGUUGUGCGUGUUUGUAGACCAGUUAUUCCCCACAAUUACCCCCCUCCUCUUUUUGUUUCUCCUGCUGUGAUCUUGCAGCUCUGAACGUCACUCUGCUGCUGUUUGUUGUUUCUCUCUGAGAUAAAUAAAUUCUCUGCCUUUGUUUAAA
Mugil cephalus (flathead mullet) is the source of this 1843-nucleotide messenger RNA. It is a transcript of the gene psmd3, whose product is annotated as proteasome 26S subunit, non-ATPase 3. The record is from RefSeq and is a predicted model, not a curated record. Gene Ontology annotation, molecular function: protein binding; enzyme regulator activity. Lineage: Eukaryota; Metazoa; Chordata; Actinopteri; Mugiliformes; Mugilidae. Gene Ontology annotation, biological process: ubiquitin-dependent protein catabolic process; regulation of protein catabolic process. Gene Ontology annotation, cellular component: proteasome regulatory particle, lid subcomplex; proteasome complex. The transcript has 13 exons. The coding region runs from base 101 to 1660 and encodes 519 amino acids.